Messenger RNA from Numida meleagris (helmeted guineafowl), 1140 nucleotides. It is a transcript of the gene MYL10, whose product is annotated as myosin light chain 10. The record is from RefSeq and is a predicted model, not a curated record. Gene Ontology annotation, cellular component: mitochondrion; cytoplasm. The coding region runs from base 323 to 892 and encodes 189 amino acids. NCBI's taxonomy places the organism in Eukaryota, Metazoa, Chordata, Aves, Galliformes, Numididae. Gene Ontology annotation, molecular function: calcium ion binding. The transcript is spliced from 8 exons.
AGCCUGCUCCGGCUCCUUCCCACUUCUGCUCAUCAGGAUGUGCCAAGGGGAGAGGGACGCGCCACUUGACCCUGCCUGGAGUGGCUGCCCAUAGCCCUGCUGCUUCAGUCUCCCAGUGCUGCGUUAUGUGUUAGUGUUACGCCAGAGCUUUGGAUCUUUGAAAUGUGUUAUAAUCGAUGUAAGGCAAAAGUGGCACUUGGUGUGGUAUAGAUAGUGCAUAAAUAUCCUUCUUGCUGUCUGCACUGAGGAUAAAGAGGAUAAUAACCGUACCAGCUUCACCAACCCAUGGAGAGAACAGCUGAAGAGAGCCUGUGAAAUUGCUAUGAUGAAUAGCAGAAGAAGGGAAGGUUUCUUGCAGCGAGAGAGAUCUGAGCAGCACUUCAGGCCAGAAGGCAAAGCUCCAAAAAAGGCAAAGAAGAAGAUAGAAGGUGGUUCCAAUGUAUUCUCUAUGUUUGAACAAACCCAGAUCCAGGAGUUCAAAGAAGCUUUUACCAUCAUGGAUCAGAACAGGGAUGGCUUUAUUGACAAAGCAGACUUGAGAGACACAUUUGCUGCGCUAGGUCGUCUGAAUGUCAAGAAUGAAGAGCUAGAAGAAAUGGUGAAGGAGGCGCCAGGUCCCAUUAACUUCACUGUCUUUCUUACGAUGUUUGGGGAAAAACUGAAAGGCACGGACCCAGAAGAAACCAUUCUGAACGCUUUUAAGAUUUUUGACCCAGAAGGAAAAGGCCACAUAAAGGCAGACUACAUCAAAGAAAUGCUUAUGACACAAGCAGACCGGUUCAGUCAAGAAGAGAUCAACCAGAUGUUUGCUGCUUUCCCUCCAGAUGUCUCUGGUAAUCUUGACUAUAAGAACCUCUGUUACGUUAUCACCCAUGGUGAAGAGAAAGACUAAAACGAAAGAUGAGCUUCUCCUGUGAUGAUGCACCAAGUUAUUUCAUUGUGCUUUUCUGUGCAAGACAAAAGGCUGAACAUUCAGUAUGUGAAGCCAUGUGGUCAUCAGAAGAGAACCAAUAAAACAAGUGAAAUUAGAUUAAAGUUGUUUAAUGCCCCUGUUUUUAUAAAAGAUGAAAAUACCAAUUUUUUGUGAGUUUUUUCCCAUCCUUUUUUUUCGUCAGUGGUUUGAAAUGGAAUUUUCUUGAU